Molecule: messenger RNA, 3488 nt
Organism: Oryzias latipes (Japanese medaka)
Lineage: Eukaryota; Metazoa; Chordata; Actinopteri; Beloniformes; Adrianichthyidae
Gene: ppp2r5d
Product: protein phosphatase 2, regulatory subunit B', delta
Biological process (GO): signal transduction; protein dephosphorylation
Cellular component (GO): nucleus; cytosol; protein phosphatase type 2A complex
Molecular function (GO): protein phosphatase activator activity
Source: RefSeq, a predicted model, not a curated record
UCAUUGAGAUCUUCCGGUUCGGACUUGGUUCUUCUUAAAGCCAAAUGCAAGGAAUUUUGUUGCUGGGGAAGAACUCCCUGGCCGCCCUGCAGCCUCGCCCUGCAGACUCGCUGUACAACCGUCAGCAAAUCAGAAAAAUCCUCGCAAUCGUCGCCAGGUAGGUGUGCAGAAAUCCAGCCAAUCAGCUUCGCCAAUACUGGAGCAAGCGCGGGGAGCACAGACAGACCUAGUGACAGCAUCUAGGUCCCGUGGAAGAUCAUCACGGAGCCUCGGUGGAUAAUAUCUGCAGCGCAGACAAAAUGCCAAACAAAACCAAGAAGGAGAAGGAAACGGGCAAAUCUGCAAAGAGCAGCAAGAGCAGCAGCAGCGGGAAGGAUGCCGCCUCUGAGAACUCUGAUGAGGGCAACUGCAAGCGCAACAGCAACAGCACACCCCCUCCCACCCAGCUCAACAAGAUCAAGUACUCUGGAGGCCCCCAGCUGGUGAAGAAGGAGCGGCGCCAGAGCUCGUCCCGCUUCAGCCUGACCAGGAACCGGGAGCUGCAGAAGCUGCCCGCCCUUAAAGAUGCCCCCCCUGUGGAGCGGGAGGAGCUGUUUGUGCAGAAGCUGCGUCAGUGCUGCGUGCUCUUCGACUUUGUCAGCGACCCGCUCAGCGACCUCAAGUACAAGGAAGUGAAGAGGGCGGGGCUUAACGAAAUGGUGGAGUACAUCACGCACAACAGUGACGUGCUGACGGAGGCCAUCUACCCUGAGGCCGUCAUUAUGUUUUCGAUGAACCUAUUCCGGACGCUGCCCCCCUCCUCCAAUCCAACCGGAGCAGAGUUCGACCCUGAGGAAGACGAGCCCACUCUGGAGGCAGCCUGGCCCCACCUGCAGUUGGUGUACGAGUUCUUCCUGCGCUUCCUCGAGUCCCCAGACUUCCAGCCAAACAUUGCCAAAAAGUACAUCGACCAAAAGUUUGUUUUGUCGCUCCUGGAGCUGUUCGACAGCGAAGACCCUCGAGAGAGAGACUUCCUGAAGACCAUUCUGCACCGCAUCUACGGCAAGUUCCUGGGCCUGCGUGCCUACAUCCGCCGCCAGAUCAACAACAUCUUCUACAGUUUCAUCUAUGAAACGGAGCAUCACAAUGGCAUCGCUGAACUGCUGGAGAUUCUGGGCAGCAUCAUCAAUGGCUUUGCUCUGCCGUUGAAAGAAGAACAUAAGAUGUUUCUGAUCCGAGUUUUGUUGCCCCUUCAUAAAGUCAAGUCGCUGAGCGUGUACCACCCUCAGCUGGCAUACUGUGUGGUCCAGUUCUUGGAGAAGGACAGCAGUCUGACGGAGCCUGUGAUAAUGGGUCUGCUAAAGUUCUGGCCCAAAACCCACAGUCCAAAGGAGGUGAUGUUCUUGAACGAGCUCGAAGAGAUUCUGGACGUCAUUGAACCCUCGGAGUUUGUGAAAGUCCAGGAGCCACUCUUCAGACAGCUCGCCAAGUGUGUUUCCAGCCCACACUUCCAGGUGGCAGAGAGAGCCCUGUACUACUGGAACAAUGAGUACAUCAUGAGCCUGAUUAGUGACAAUGCUGCCAAGAUCCUCCCCAUCAUGUUCCCCGCCCUCUACAAGAACUCAAAGAGCCACUGGAACAAAACCAUCCAUGGGCUGAUCUACAACGCCCUGAAGCUCUUCAUGGAGAUGAACCAGAAGCUGUUUGAUGACUGCACACAGCAGUACAAAGCUGAGAAACAGAGAGAGAAGUACAAGCUGAAGGAGCGUGAUGAGAUCUGGCAGAAAAUUGAAGUAUUGGCCCAACAGAACCCUCAGAGUCAGAAGCUCCGCCCACUCCGUUGUGGACUUCACCCACAGGAGGAGUUCAUGCUGUUUGGGGACGGUGGUGUGGGGGUGUUCUCCAUGGAGACGGACACCCCGACCGCUGAGGACAUUCAGCUGCUAAAGAAGACGGUGGAGAGCGAGGCGUCGCAGGGUCUGAAGGAUCUGAAGAAGGAUAAGGUCCUGAUGAGGAGAAAGUCGGAGCUGCCGCAGGAUGUGUACACCAUCAAAGCCCUGGAGGCUCACAAAAGGGCAGAGGAGUACCUGACAGCCAAUCAGGAGGCUCUCUGACCAGAAGGUGUGGCCACAACAAACAAAGAGCUCUUUCCUCCUGCCUGCUCUGGCACAGAGGUCCUCACCAAUGUGGAAAGUCAAACGAGGCCAGAGGUGAUGCUGUACUCAAAGACAAACUGACACCAGGCUCAGCUCCACCCGCUGCAGGCCGAUAACCAGUGAGACACUUAGAAGUUCAGUCCUCCACGUCUGUCUGAAGUGUUUGGACGCUCCACUGUGAGUGGACAUUCUUCCUGUGCUGCACUCACCCACCACACCUCACCGCCAUUUUCAGCUCGCAGCAGGUUCCUGAACGCCUCGUCAGCUGUGCACGACCUUCAUGCUUCCAUUGUGAAUGUUUCCUGUGCUUGCUGGAGCUCGGUGUGUUCAGGGAUGCCCCGUUUCUGGGUGUGUGCUCCUGCUGGUAUCCCAGGAUGCCUCAUCGGACCGUCGUCCCUCACAGCCACAGAGAUGAGCAGCACCAAACAUUGUGAGGAACAAUCUGCAGGUUCUGAUCUGAUAUAGACGACUGUGAACGCACCAUUAGUCGUGCUGCUGUUGUGGGAAUCUCGCUGCGUGUGCCCUGUCUUGCUACUCCUGAACGCAGAGGUGGGGUUCCACAAAAGCCCCCACAUGACGAGAUAUCAGCUGAGGGACGGACGGAGUAAGACCACGAAAAAGGAGGUACAAUGAAUGUGAACCUACUCAGCAGUGGAAGAACUAAGGUGACUGGGGACAGGUGGGGUGCUCCUAGAGUCCCAGACCACAUGUUAGCAUCUACAUAGCCCCGCCCUCAACAAACCACAGCCUUCUUCAGCUCCUCUGUGGUGGCAGCUCUUCCUGCUCUCUGUGGGAGUAUCCUUUACAGCUGCCAAUCAAAAUCAGUGAACAUUCCGGUGGGUAAGAUAGCCCCGCCCUCUUUCCUCCUAUACUGCUGGACAAGAUGACCGCCUGAUAUUUGCUAAGAUGUAAACAUAGGUUGUGUCGGAAUUCCCACCCUAACCUCUAACUAAAACACUAUGUAGUGCCCUGAAUUUUAAAAGCUAUUCUGACACAAUGCUUAAUUUUUAUUUUAUUUUUUUAAAGUUAGCAUUGAUGCACACUGGUUUUUUGCAGAGACUUGUAAGAAAUUUCCAGGGCACUUGACUUUGGAAUUUUAGAUUUGGACAGCACUACAAAAUGGUAAACACUACAUAGGGUUUAGGGUGGGAAUUCGGACACAACCAAGGAGUGACUUGAACAGAACCUCAUCCCAGCAGCCACUAAACAGAACUAAAGUGGGUCUCUCGCCCAGUCACAGGUUUUUAUGUACAGAAUCAAAUAAAUCUGCUGCCCACAGACACUGACUCGUUUGUCCUUUACACAACUUCAUAUCCUGCUGUUCUGUUCUGAAAUAAAAACUCAGUAUCAGCA